AUGGAACAGUUGCCUUCCCUUGUCCCCGAUUUGAAGAAACUGGAAACUGGUCUGCCGAUGUUUGAUGCUAUUUUCAAGGAAGAAGUCUUUGUUGUUGCUCCUCUUUUGUUUAUCAAGGCUGACAAUCCUUCUCUUGCCGAGGUUUCUUGUUUGAAAGCUUCAACAGCUACUUAUCCGUGUAGAAAAUGCUUCUGGUGUCGACAUGCUGAUGCUUUUGAUCCUAAUAGAAUUACCACGGCCGAAGAACACAUGUCAGUUCCAAACGAUGACUCGGAUAGUACGGAUUCCUCGAUACGUGUUCGUAACAGACAGGGUGAUUAUAUCAUGGUCGAAAACUUGAUGGACCUCGGCUUCGAGGAAACUGCUGGCAAAAGGAUUUUGACGUUGUCUUCUUGA
Molecule: messenger RNA, 396 nt
Organism: Mucor mucedo
Lineage: Eukaryota; Fungi; Mucoromycota; Mucoromycetes; Mucorales; Mucoraceae
Exons: 1
Coding region: 1-396 (131 amino acids)
Source: RefSeq, a predicted model, not a curated record